Molecule: messenger RNA, 987 nt
Organism: Monoraphidium neglectum
Lineage: Eukaryota; Viridiplantae; Chlorophyta; Chlorophyceae; Sphaeropleales; Selenastraceae
Exons: 6
Coding region: 1-987 (328 amino acids)
Source: RefSeq, a predicted model, not a curated record
AUGAAUCGGCCUGCCUUGUCGCUCACGCCCGACCCGCCACUGGCGGCGCCGGCCAAGUUCUCCUUGCCGGCGAGUGUCACGAACUUCGACGUCGGCACGACCCCCGCCUUCACCCUGGGCGUCUGGGCGGACGCGCCCGCUGAGAAGCCCUGCGGAGCCAAGCCCGACGUCACCGUGAAGUUUUCCGGCCUCAAAGCGUUCAAAACCAAGAAUAUCGUCGUGAAGGGCCUGUCGGCGCCGGCCGGGCUGCGCACGCUGCGCUUGUUUGUGGACUCCGAGUGCAAGGUCAAUGAGACCAGCGAGGGCAACCAGUUUGCCUUCAACUACACAGUGACCGCCAAUAGUUUCGCGGCCCUCAUUGGUGGCACCUUUGAUGUCGAGGUCGCGGUCAAAAACACGGGCAGCAAGGCGGCACCUAUUGGCACAAUCAAGCUCUUGUCUGUCCCUGAUAACGACACCCGGGUCUUGAACUGCACCACUCCCUCUCCGGACGUCACACUGAAGUUUACCGACACCAUUCAGCCAGGCAAGGUGAAGGUGUUCAAGGUGCCUGGCCUCAAGACGCCCACCACGCCCGGCUUCUACGAGCUCCAAGUCCUGGUUGAUGCCGCGAAGCUGAUCGCGCGCGGCGGCCUCAGGUCCGGCGGCACCGCCGAGCUCAGGAUCACCUUCAAGAACGUUGGCAACGCGCGCGGCGCGCUCGGCGUCGUGGCGGCGUUUGCGAACUCGGACGAGCUGCCUGAAAUUGACUUCAAUUGCACGACGAGCAGCGGGGCGGGCUGGGUGUCGACCGCGGAGCUGACUGCCCAGGUGGCAGUGAACGCCAAGGCGACGGCCGUCAUCACGGGGCUCAAGCUGCCCUCCACCCCAGGCACUUACUUUGCUGUAGUGCUGCUCGACAGCACGUGCAAGAACCCAUCAAUAUCCGAGGUGUAUGAGGAGUUGUUCAUACCGUCUUUUGCUGUGCGAUACACUCUCAAGGUUUGA